UUCAAGGUUACUAACCCAGGAACAGAAACGUCAAAAUAAUAAGAAAUGAGAACAACUACGAUUCCAAAUAGUGUGAUUAAUCCAACCACUCAAGCAAACAAGGAUUAAACCCGCUAUUGAAAAUGCUUAACAAACAACUUGUUGCUUUGCCGACAUACUUCCGCCUAAUAGAGAACAUGUAAUAUUUUAAAGCCAUUGCUUGCCAUAAUUUAUAAUGUAUAAACCUCCUCAAAAUAGCAAUAGAGUCAAAUCAAUUAAAAGCAAAUUUGAAAAUAUAAAUAACAAAAAUGAGCAGUAUUCUUGCAAAACUAAACCAGCUAGUAAUAACUUAGUCAAUUCAUCCCUAACUGAAAGCAAAAAACUGAAAGAAAUUCCAUAUACAAAUUUACAGAAUAUAGCUGGAUCCAGUCGACCUGUACAUCAAUCUUUGAGUCGACAAUUGUCUGAUCCUUCUAAAAGAAAUAUAAAACGGACGCCUGCUUUUCGAGUGGACAAGAAUUUGGAAAAUGGAUUUACAGUUAAGAAAAAUGAUUGUACUACAAAUAAACUAUUUGAAACAAAAAUUAAACAAUUUAAUAGUGCAAAGAGCUCGGAGAAAGCGGAUAAAAGCAUAGACAAGCAUAUUAGUAUUGAAACUAAUGGUAAUUUAGAUAUUUGCAAUAACUUAGGACUGUCCAAAAAAGACUUUUUAAAUUGUACAAAUAGCAGCUUAGAUAAUAAUUUGAAUAUUACUAAACAAGACUAUAAGACUGAAAAAUCUAAUAUAAGAAGUAUUACACCAGCUUCUAAAAGACCUUCCUUAAUAAAAUCUAAAAGUUCCCAUGAUUUUCACUACAUUAGAAGUAAAUUUGAUAGCAGAGUAUCUUCAUCAGAAAAUUAUAUUAAAAACUCUGAAGUAUUAAAGAAAUCUCAUAUCACUAACACUAAAACAAAUGGAAAGGAAAACAGUUAUAAAAAUAUAAAUGGCAAAGAAGAAGCUUUAUUAAAUGAUGUUGAUUUGUCUCUUUUGUAUACAGAGCCUAUACCUAAAGCAUUACGCCAUCAAAAUUCAAAUAUUUCCACAUCUGAUACCAAAUCACAUUUACAUUCAAUUGAUAAUAUUUAUUCAAAAAGCACACUGCAAUUGACAGACUCUAACAAAAAGGAAUUUAUUGAUUCACUGAAACAAAUAUUACAAGACUCACAUGGUGAUUUAACAGAUACUUUAAAAUUAGCUCUUAGCAAACCACUCCCUGGAGGGCCUGCUCCUAAAAAGCCUCCAAGGAUAUUUAAACAUCCGAUUGAAGUUAUAACGAAUAGCUUACAAAAGAAUUCAUCAUUUUUACAUUUAGCUCAAGACACAGAUAGAACAAAGGAGGGAAAAAGUGGAAAGAAGGGUGAUGCAAAAUAUAUGCUUAAUAAGUUGGAAACAGCAUUGAAAAAUAAUAAACUAAGAUCAAAAAAUCGUCAAAAAAUAGAUGUUUCAACCACAUCUGGGGAAGAUAGUGAUGAUAGCUUAUUGUUUCAAAGCAAGUCUAGAGAAUUGCCAAAGCUCCCUGGGACUCAUCAAAUGUCAUUAAAUUCUAGUGACAAUGAUACUCAACAGAAUUCACUUCUUGGUGAAUUUAAUUGUUUUAACUCAUUUGCAUGUGGCAACGGGGCAUAUGAAAGAGUUAGUCAGCCCAGCUCCUCUUUUUUUGUGGAUAUGGUAAAUGAACCUAUAUAUGCUGAGCCUCUACAAUCAAAGAUAAAUUCAGAGACAAAUGGAAACCAUCGAAAUAGUUUAUACUAUAUGAGCACUCCAUUAAUAAAUGGCAAUAAUCAAAAUGAGGAGAGUACUAGGACAUCUUGCACUACAUUAAAAAUUGCUUCUGACAACUCAUCGCUCUCUUCAUUCGCAUCUGAUGUUGAAACUACACCUAGUCCGACUGUCGAUGAUCAUCAUGCGAAAAUUCGUUGGCUUAUUGAAAACUUUGAAACUGAUAGACGACGAACUUUACCAGCCAGGUUAAAAAGGACAGACGAUUCUCCAGGAUUUUCGGGGACUAACAAAAUUGAAAAGCUUAAAAAUUCAUUAAAACUGUCAUCAGUUCAUGUACUAAAUAAUGUCACAAUGAAUCCGAAUCCUAGAAAUCUACCCAAAGAAGGCAGCCGCCAUGACAGUAAAAUAGCGGAUAUCAUUACCAAAUUUCAGACCUACCAAAGAACAAUGCCAAAAUAUCAAAAACCUAAUGUAAAUAAAAACACGCUUUUUUAUUGCUGCCUCAUCAUCGAAAAAGUACAAGACUGUGCUCAAAUAAAAUUCAAAUAUCCACCUCAGGUGGAAGUCCCUCGCGAAAUUGAAUAUCUUUGUUUUCCUGAAAAUCCGAAUAGUCCUCCCCUAGAGGGCAGUAGUGCAGCUCAAGCUUACACGUUAUUAAUUACAAGUGAUACUGGAGAAAGGACUUACGGAUAUUGCCGAAGGGUCUUACCUGAAGGAUCCUCACAUUGUCUACCUUUGGCUUACUGUAUUUUAAGUAAAUAUAGAGCACCUAGAUUUUACCAGAAGAUACUCUUAGAACUAGAAUCUCGACAUGGUAUGCAAAACAAGCAUCGUGAUAAUUUGAUAAGCCAAUUUUAUCACAAAAAAUUCCCUAAACCUGGACAAAGCAUAGUAAUAAAUUUGUCUUCCAUUGAACCACGUGAUACUGAAUGCCAUAAUAGGUUUGAAGACGGCCUAGACCUCACAAGUUAUAUACAUGUCAACAAAACUGGAGAAUAUGGAUGUUUAAAUAGUGCUAAAAAAACUGACAUAUUUAUUUCAAAGAAUGACUGGCAAGCAUCAAAUGAAAAUCCCAGUUUUGUCUCAUAUGAAGGUUCCAAGACAGAACUCGUUUUAACAUUACAUAUCGAUAUGCGGUAUGAGGAUGCUGAUUUGAAACGACUACAUAACUUACCAUCUGAUAUUCUACUAAAAAUAUUCUCAUCUCUGUUAUUAGAACGAAAGGUUAUUUUAAUAAGUUCAACAAUCAGCGAUCUUUCAUCAUGUGUUGAUUCUUUGCAAAGUAUAUUAUAUCCAUUCACGUGGUACCAUACGUUUAUUCCAAUACUACCAGAAUCUCUUUGGGAUAUUGUGGAAAGUCCUACACCUGUAGUUUGUGGUGUUUUGUCCCCUGAAGCUGUUCUCAAUAGGAAAAUAGAGAAUGGUAUUGUAGUAAACCUAGAUACUAAAGCGGUAUUAUCAGAAGAAGGAGAUGAAACGAAGAUACUAAGUGGAAGUAUGCAAAAAGUUUGGAGGCAGUUUAUGACAUUAGCAAACAACAUAAGAACUCAAGAAUAUGUCUACUCUUCUUAUUUAGCUAAUGCAUAUCUCUAUGUUUUUAUUUAUUGUUUGAAGAAUUACAAAGAAUGUGUUGUGGAUGGUCAAUUUUUGAAGGAUCAAUUUAUGGCAAAUGGAAAAACAAAAGGUGUAAGGCGUUUUUUAAAAAUGUUUACAGAAACGUGUAUGUUUCACGCCUUUAUGGACACAGCUUUAAAUAAUCCUGAAAGCUUGACAGAUUUUGACAAGAAAAUGGAACUUUAUGGAUCUGAUGAUAGUCAUGUUGUUAUAGAUAAGCUUAUUGGCUGGAAAAAAUAAACUUCAGUAGGAAGACAUCAGCUUUACUACUUUAAUUGACAAUUUUCUAGACUACUAUUUUAAUUCAGUGAACUGACAAAGAUAUAUGUAUAGAUUUUCUUCUAUAAUUAUAUGUUGAAGAACAAUGAUCAGUGCUGUAACAAUUCCAAAAAUGAAUUUGAUGAUACAUCAAGAACAAGACAAAUUGUUCACUGCUCUUUUUAAUCAAUUUAAUCAGUGAUUAUAAAUGUUAAUUAUGUUUAAUUAUAUUUAAAUAUGUUCAUUAUAAAGCAACAAUCCUAUUUUUUAAUUGUUUCAGUGUUUUUGAAGUUGUUACACAAUAUAUUUAUAAUUAAGUUUAUGUUUGUAUUAUCAAUGUUUUAUAUAUAUGUAUGUCAUAUGUAUAUAUUUUUCUAUUUAGAAAUAUAUUUUUUAAUAAAUACAUGCUUUUUCAGGCUCCUAUCCAUUUUUGUCAAAAAUCUAAAUAAAUAAUUACAAAACAAGAGGCAUAUCCUUCUUAGAAAAAUACAGGGUCCGGCAAUAGUGCGUCGGGCAUCUGUAGCUCCUAAACUUGAGAAUUUUGUUUAAGUGCAUACCUGAAGUAUGUACCAGGAUGUAUUUCAGGAAAAUAUUUUAACUUCUAUAGAGU
Sitophilus oryzae (rice weevil) is the source of this 4223-nucleotide messenger RNA. RefSeq lists its product as uncharacterized. Lineage: Eukaryota; Metazoa; Arthropoda; Insecta; Coleoptera; Curculionidae. The record is from RefSeq and is a predicted model, not a curated record. The transcript has 13 exons. Bases 215 to 3595 code for a protein of 1126 amino acids.